Molecule: messenger RNA, 451 nt
Organism: Dothidotthia symphoricarpi CBS 119687
Lineage: Eukaryota; Fungi; Ascomycota; Dothideomycetes; Pleosporales; Dothidotthiaceae
Exons: 2
Coding region: 206-436 (76 amino acids)
Source: RefSeq, a predicted model, not a curated record
ACAAGCAUUGCUAGAAUAGAAAAAUCGCCAGGAUUGCCAGGAUAAGAAGAAGCUCAAGCCCACAAGACACGUUUGUACACUCGCACCAUUCGUGCAUUUGCGCCGAAGAGACACCAAUACAAACAUCACAUUCACCUCUUACUACCUUCACGAGCAACCAACAACACCAACACCAACACCACCCUUCCAAACCACAACAUCCAAAAUGGCCAUCUCAACACAAGCCAUCAACCAACUGCGUCGCUACUCCACACACAUUCCCCGCGACCCUCACUACAGACUCAAAGCCACACUCGCAACCGGAUACGUCGUGUCAGCCCUUGCGCUACCGUUCGUGCCGCCACUACUAGAGACGAGGCGAAGCAGGGCUGAUGGCUCGGAUCUGACACGGGAGAACGUGUACUGCUCGUCGCACUAUUUGGGGUGCGCGAAAUGAGUUGGUCGUCUCUAG